Heterostelium album PN500 is the source of this 975-nucleotide messenger RNA. RefSeq names its product enhancing factor precursor. Lineage: Eukaryota; Evosea; Eumycetozoa; Acytosteliales; Acytosteliaceae. The coding region runs from base 1 to 975 and encodes 324 amino acids. The transcript has a single exon. The record is from RefSeq and is a predicted model, not a curated record.
AUGUAUUGCUCUAAAUUAUUAUUAAUAUUUGUUGGACUGUUGGCUUUGGUCAAUGGACAUGGCUAUCCAAUCUAUCCAUUGUCUAGACAGAACACCUGUUCUUCCAAUCCAAAGAAUGCCAUCUACUAUCCAGAGAACGGUGAUGGUAUUACCGAUCCUGCAUGCAGAGCCGCCUUCAAGUAUGUCUACAACAAGGCCAACAGCGCUGCAACAGCUCAAUAUCAAUUCAUCCAAACCAACGAGUAUUCAAUCAAUAUACCAAACUAUGCCGAUGGCUAUUCCGCAAUGACUGCCGCUAUCAAGUCAGACCUCUGUUCGGCUGGCCAGACUGUCGCACCCAACGAUAAAAGUGGAAUGAGCAUUGCCGCGCCUUGGACAGUCACCAGCAUCUCCGUUCCAAGUGUCUCCACCAAGUCGAAGGACAUUAUGUUCUCCUACUGUGCAACCGCACCACACAAUCCAAGCUACUGGGAGUUCUACGUCACCAAGGAAGGAUUCGAUGUGUCAAAGAACAAGAUUACUUGGAACGACGUUGAAUUGAUCACAAAGAUCGACGAUGUUCCAACCAUCACCACCAACGAUCCCAAGUGUUCGGUCACCAAAGCCUAUAAUAUGACUAUUACCUUACCAGCACGUUUCAGCAACUCAGUUUUGCUCAGCCGUUGGCAACGUGUCGACCCAGUCGGUGAGGGAUUCUACUCGUGUUCCGACUUUGUCUUCACUACCCAAGAUGGCUCUGCAACCACCUCUACCACUGGUACUUAUCCUACAAUUACUUCCUCACAAUCUACUACCUCUCAACCAACUACCUCUUCUACUCAAACUACCUCUACAACCUCGACUAAUCAACCAACCUCUACUACUUCUUCUACUAUCACAGAUAAUAACGAAGGAGAAGGUCCAAACAAUUCAUCUUCAUUGAAAGUCAGCAUCCUAUUAUUAUUCAUCAUUGUAUCAUUUGCACUUUUGUUCUAA